AUGCUCGUCUCACAUCAAUUCACGAUCUGGAUACGCUUGCUCGCUGCCCUUUAUGUGGUAAUCAACGCAUUGCCCGGUCUGGCCUGGCAAUCCGCCUGCUCGUCGUUUAGCCCAACUGACAUCGACGGUGUCUCACUUGUUGCUACAACAUACUAUGCUGCAAACACCACGGUCAAUGUCACAAACUUGUAUUCGAGCAUUGAUGUCGACAACCUCCCUGGCUUCUGUCGCGUCCAAGUCAAUAUUACUACGAACGCGACCGCUGGUUCGUCCUGCAACACCGAGGUAUGGCUCCCGGAUGAGUGGAAUGGUCGAUACUUGGCCGUAGGUAAUGGAGGACUUGCUGGUGGAGCCGCUGUUGCAGAUAUGGGUACUAUCGCCGUUGCUCAAGGCUAUGCAAGCGUAUCUACGGAUACCGGACACAGUAGUUCUUGGAUUGACGGGACGUGGGCAGGGCCGCAUAACGACAAUGCUAUUGUCGACUUUGGCUGGCGGGCUCUACAUCUUAGUGUCGCCGCUGGGAAGGAGAUCGUGCAGCAGUACUAUGGCAAAGCGCAAAGCUACUCGUACUAUAUGGGUUGCUCUACAGGAGGACGGCAAGGACUUAAAGAAGUGCAAAUGUUCCCUGAUGACUUUGAUGGUGCCAUUGUCGGGUCUCCGGCGAACUGGAUGACUCAUCUUGCCGAUUGGAGUAUCAAAAUGUGCCUGGAUAUGCUACCGGACAACUCCUCUCACUUCGUUGGACCUUCGCUCUGGAUAGAUGUCAUUUAUCCCGAGGUUCUGAGACAGUGCGAUGCGAUUGAUGGGCUCGUCGACGGGAUCAUCAAUGAUCCCAGAUACUGCCUUUUCCGGCCAGAGACGCUCACAUGCCAUCCAGGGCAAAACACGUCUACUUGUCUGACAAUUCUACAGAUUGAAGCGCUACACAAGAUGUAUGCAGAUUACUACGAGACCAAUCAGACCUGGAUUUUCGGCCCCUACUAUCCGGGUGGCGAGGUCGCAUAUGCUGAAGGCGUUUAUACCUCCGAACCGCUCCAGCUAAACGUAGACUGGUUCCAGUACUUCGUCGUCAAUGACACCGAGUGGACUAUCAACGACUACGACGUAUCAAAUGUAGAGUUGGCAGAUGAAAUCGACCCUGGUCAGGCAAAUGCAAUCAAUCCCAAUCUCACUGCUUUCGCAGGGUCGGGGCACAACGGGAAAGUAAUACAUUACGUCGGCUGGGCGGACCAGUUGAUCAGUCCUGGAAACUCGCUUCAUUACUACGAGACGGUACACGCCUUCACACAAGCGUACACUGAGAUGGAUAUCGACGAUUACUACCGCCUAUUCACUAUUCCCGGGAUGAACCAUUGCUUCAAUUGGUUAACUGCUUAUACGCAGGGCGGAUAUGGCGCGAACGCGUUCGGAGCUGUGUCGCAGGCUGCAGGCGGGAUGCCACCUCUUUCCAACAACCCUGAGUAUAACAUCCUCUCGGCGCUGGUGCAAUGGGUAGAAGAAGACGUGGCACCUUCGUCUCUCUCGGCUGUAUACUAUAACGAUAACAAUGUCGAGAACGGAAUAGGGUUCAUACGUCCACUUUGCCAAUACCCCCUGAGCCUACGAUACAUUGGCGGUGAUCCGACGACUCCAGAGGCAUUCGCAUGUGUCUAA
Messenger RNA from Laetiporus sulphureus 93-53, 1653 nucleotides. RefSeq names its product feruloyl esterase-like protein. The coding region runs from base 1 to 1653 and encodes 550 amino acids. NCBI's taxonomy places the organism in Eukaryota, Fungi, Basidiomycota, Agaricomycetes, Polyporales, Laetiporaceae. The record is from RefSeq and is a predicted model, not a curated record. The transcript has 14 exons.